Messenger RNA from Yamadazyma jaroonii, 1044 nucleotides. Lineage: Eukaryota; Fungi; Ascomycota; Pichiomycetes; Serinales; Debaryomycetaceae. The record is from the annotation of a GenBank genome assembly.
AUGUUUAAGAUAAAAGUACCUGCCUCGUCUGCCAAUAUCGGUCCAGGGUUCGAUGUAUUGGGUAUCGGGUUGAAUUUGUAUUUGGAAAUCACACUUUCCAACGAUUCUUCCGAUACGUCAAAAGACAAACAUAACGGAAAAAUAAUCUAUAGUGGUGAAGGUAAAGAAAAUGUACCUUUGGAGACAGAGAAGAAUUUAGUGACUGCCACAGCAUUAUAUGUCAUGAGAUGUAACGGGAUGGAAAAAUUUCCUCCUGGAACUGUUAUUGAGAUCCAUAAUCCUAUCCCAUUAGGAAGAGGUUUGGGAUCCUCUGGAGCUGCUAUUGUUGGUGGAUCAAUGAUUGGAAACUAUUAUUUGGGAAACAAAUUCUCAAAGGAAAGGUUAUUAGAUUAUUGUUUGUUGAUAGAGAGGCACCCAGACAACAUAGCUGCAGCAAUGUUGGGAGGAUUUGUGGGUAGUUAUUUGAAUGAAUUAGAUGAAAAGGAAACACAAGAAAAAUCAGUCCCUUUGACCUCAAUUUUACCAAAAGAAGACACUCCAGCUACUCAAAUUGUUUCAAAGCCUCCACCUCACAAGAUUGGGGAAUACUUGAAAUAUAAUUGGAAUGAAAAAAUCAAAUGUAUUGCAAUUAUACCCAACUUUGAAGUCUCAACAGAUGAUGCAAGAUCCAUUUUACCCAGUAGUUAUGAAAAAGCUGACAUUAUCUUCAAUUUACAAAGAUUAGCCAUAUUGACUAGUUCCUUGUCCCAAGAUCCUCCAAAUUCCCAAUUAAUCUAUAAUUCGAUGAAAGACAAAUUACAUCAGCCAUACAGAUCAACCUUAAUUCCUGGAUUGACAAAAAUUUUGGACACCUUGAAACCCGAAGAAAACCCUGGAUUAUGUGGGAUAUGUCUUUCAGGUGCCGGUCCUACCAUUUUGUGUUUGGCUGUGGAUAAUUUCGAUCAAUUGGCCAAUAAGAUUAUUGACAUGUUCAAAGUUGAAGGUAUACAAUGCAGCUGGAAGUUAUUGGAAUUAGCUUAUGACGGUGCAACCACAAAAAAUUAG